UUAUGACGACGCAUGCAUGCCGCAAGGGGCAGCUGCAUUAGGCCAUAAUGCAAGCAAAAAGCUGAAGUAUACCAUAGUACGUAGUAAGUAAAAUAAAUAUAAAACAUUCAACCACUAAAAGUUGGGCGGGGCCAAUUCCAGUAGCCUAUGACUUGGCGUGCAACGCGUGAGACUUUCUUCUUCUUAUCCUUUACGAAUCGAUUGGUAAAGCACAUAAUUUUGAACGGAGCAAAAUUGUUCUGUGCUUAAAUAGGCGCCCUUUUGUAGACAUAGACAUAGGCUAUGCUACAUUUCACCAAGAUGCAAACCAAUGUUAUGUCCGACAUGAUUGAAUUAAACGGUAAAGACUUGGGCAGGGCGCUCUGCAUCAUCACCGGAGCGUCGAAAGGAUUUGGCCGAACCAUAGCGAAGGAGAUACCCAAGUUCCUCAAACAGAGGUCGGUGCUUGUGCUGGCUGCACGGUCCGCCGACCAUCUAAGGGACGUUCAAGCUGAAAUAGCCGCAUCGGAGGCAAACAAAUUCGGUCUGGUGACAAGGUGUGUGGUUGCAGACCUUGCGACGAAAGAAGGCGUCGAAAGUGUCAUUAGUGUGGCGAAGAAGGUAUCUUCGGAUGAUAUGGAUCAUCUGAUUUUAGUGAAUAAUGCUGCCUCUUUAGGUAAUGUAUCUCGCUAUGCCCAGACCUUCACCAACAUAGCAGAAGUGGACUCCUAUCUGUCCUUCAACAUCAGCUCUGCCCUGAGCCUCACAGCUGGGGUGCUGCAGGCGUUUCCAAAACGCCCGAGCCUGCGACGUAGCGUUGUCAACAUCAGCUCCCUGUGCGCCCUGCAGCCCUUCCCCUCGUGGGUGCUGUACUGCACGGGCAAGGCUGCCAGAGACAUGAUGUUUCGAGUGCUGGCGGAGGAGGAGCCGGAUCUGAGGGUGCUCAACUACGCCCCAGGUCCCCUGGACACAGAUAUGCAGGUGGAGGCCAGAGCCAACACAGCCGACUCCAAUGUGAGGCAGUCCUUUGCAGUCAUGCACUCUCAAGGUCAGCUCCUGACCUGUGAAGAGUCAUGCACCAAGCUCAUGAAGGUGCUCCUGGAGGAUGACUUCCCUUCCGGAGCUCACAUGGACUACUACGAUUUAUAAACAGGAAGCAAGACCCUUAUUUGAAGCGGGAUGCUGCUUUGUUUGAUAUAAAUCAAAUGAGGGUCUUGUAUCAGUUUUCAAAUGUAUUUACCAUUUGUUUGAUAUAAUGUUGAUUCAUCUAAUAGUUUCGGAAGUUAUUUAGUUGUCCCAAUGGGAGCCCUACAUUCCUGUUAGAGGGUUCACCAACAGUGGGUUGACUAAAAAACUAUAUUUUUUCACCAUCUGAAAUUUGUUUUAGGCCAGUUUUGCUAAAUUAGAGCUUUUGGAAUCAAGUACCGCCUGUUCUCAUUAGUUUAACAAUGAUUAGUUAUUUCCCGUCAUAUGAUGAUUGUGCCUUUAUCCUAGAAUAGUUUUUUAUAUCGUCCUUUGAUUCUAUCUUUCAAAUUAUGCUGACAAAAUGUAAUGUAAUGAUUUUCUGUUGUGUUAUGUAUGAUUAUAUAUACAUCAUUUCAGUAACACAUUACAAAUACAUUUGGUUUGCUUAAUAUGCACUUUUUGGUUUGUUUUUCACUGAAUCUAAAACUACCCAGCCAUAACUUGUUCAUGGCACAUGUCUUACACAACUUUCUGUAAUUAAAAUAAUUGGCAAUAUUAAGUAAUACAAAGGUUCACACUGCUUUUAUCUAAAGUGGUGUACGGUGUGUGUUGAAGAGGUCUGUCCUUAAACCACUGAUCAGUUAACAACAAUUAAAGAAAAUGAUUACUUUAUUAUUUUCAACUGUUUAAAAUGUUUUGAAUAUAAUAAACAAUGUUUGAUCUACACCUUGCUAUAUUAAGCUCAUGAGCACAUAAACUUUGGUUAUGUCCAGGAGAGAAAUAUGCCUAUCUAUUAAUUAUGUUUCUUGUAUCAUUGAUACAUUUAUAUUAUUCUGUUUUAUUAUGCCUGCAUAGCCAUAAGUUGGGUCUUUGUAAGGUGCGACUAUGAAAGGCCUGGGUCACUAAAACAAGUCAGAGGUCACAAUAUUGCCAAAGUGUAUAAUGCCAUGCAACUUUGAACGAGGAAAAAAGAAAGACGAGUGAAUGACGAGGCCAUUUCUGGGAGCCCUAUCUAAAGACCCAAACAAAAGCUGUCUAGCAUACAGUGUCCUUUUUCAGUGCCUGCCAAGGCUAUGUUAAUCAUAUUGUAUCCUCCCAUAUUGUGAUACCAUAUACUCUCUUGAUUUUCUGUAUUCAUGGUCCAGUCUUCUCUGAUACUCAACUUGAGUGUAACAGACACCUGCACCUCACAUAUGUGUAAUAAAUGCUUUGAUUUUGUCUUAA
This is a messenger RNA of Hypomesus transpacificus, 2388 nucleotides long. RefSeq names its product sepiapterin reductase-like. Gene Ontology annotation, molecular function: sepiapterin reductase (NADP+) activity. Lineage: Eukaryota; Metazoa; Chordata; Actinopteri; Osmeriformes; Osmeridae. The record is from RefSeq and is a predicted model, not a curated record. Gene Ontology annotation, biological process: tetrahydrobiopterin biosynthetic process. Bases 283 to 1128 code for a protein of 281 amino acids. The transcript is spliced from 3 exons.